GAGGGGGAUGCGGACGGGGGAAGAUGGCGGCCUCGAACAACCCGCGGAAAUUCAGCGAGAAGAUCGCGCUGCACAACCAGAAGCAGGCGGAGGAGACGGCGGCCUUCGAGGAGGUCAUGAAGGACCUGAGCCUGACCCGCGCGCACCGGCUACAGCUGCAGAAAACCCAAUAUUUGCAACUGGGGCAGAGUCGUGGCCAGUACUACGGGGGGUCACUGCCAAAUGUGAAUCAGAUUGGGAACAGUGCCAUGGAUCUCCCCUUCCAGCACAACGGAGCUCUGGCUGAAGCCUUUGGAGCAGUUCCUGUCUCUUUGACCCCGUUCCAGUCGUCGGCGCUGGACACGAGCAGGACCACGCGGCACCACGGGCUGGUGGACAGAGUGUACCGGGACCGGAACCGCCUGGGCUCGCCCCACCGCCGCCCGCUCUCCGUGGACAAACACGGCCGGCAGGUGGACAGCUGCCCCUAUGGCACCGUGUACCUGUCGCCGCCGUCGGACACGAGCUGGAGAAGGACAAAUUCUGAUUCUGCCUUGCACCAGAGCACCAUGACUCCAGCUCAGCAGGAAUCCUUUUCAGGAGGGUCGCAGGACAUGCAGCAGAAAAGAGUUUUAUUGCUGACUGUCCCUGGAAUGGAAGAAACCACCUCUGAUGCAGACAAAACUCUCUCUAAGCAAGGCUGGGACACUAAAAAGACUGGGUCAUCGAGACCUAAAUCCUGUGAAGUUCCAGGAAUCAACAUCUUCCCAUCAGCUGACCAGGAGAACACUACAGCCCUGAUUCCUGCCACGCACAACACGGGCGGCUCCCUGCCAGACCUGACCAACAUCCACUUCCCAUCCCCUCUGCCCACGCCUCUGGAUCCCGAGGAAUCCACAUUCCCAGCCCUGAGCAGCUCCAACAGCACCGGGAACCUCGCUGCCAACCUGACCCACCUGGGCAUCAGCACUGCCAGCCAGGCAGGGAUGACGACGACGCCGGCCCCAUCCCAGCACCGCCAGCCCAGUGUCAGCCCCCUGUCCUUGGGAGCGGACUCGCGGCGACCUCAGUCCCAGCAAAUGUCCCCCACGCUGUCCCCGCUCUCACCCAUCACUCAGGCCGUGGCUAUGGAUGCAUUGUCCCUGGAGCAGCAGCUCCCCCCGUACCCCUUUUUCACCCAGACCAGCUCCCAGCAGCAGCAGCAGGCGCCGGUGGCCAGCUCCCUGCCCCAGACCCCCCCUCUGCUGCAGAGCUCGGGGCUGCAGAGGGGCCCCCAGCUGCCCCCUCUGUCCGUCACGGUACCUUCCACCAUCCCCCAGUCACCUCCAGGGAGCCAGAGCCAGCCCUCCAUGGGAAUAGACAUCAACUCGGCCUCACUCCAGCAGUACCGCAGUAAUGCUGGCUCCCCAGCCAACCAGUCUCCCACCUCUCCUGUCUCCAAUCAAGGCUUCUCUCCUGGCAGCUCCCCUCAACAUUCUUCCAUGCUGGGCAGUGUUUUUGGGGACUCCUAUUAUGAGCAGCAGAUGACAGCUAGGCAGGCUAAUGCCCUCUCCCACCAGCUGGAGCAGUUCAACAUGAUCGAGAACGCCAUCAGCUCCAACAGCCUCUACAGCCCCUGCUCCACCCUCAACUACUCGCAGGCUGCCAUGAUGGGACUGACGGGCAGCCACGGCAGCCUGCCGGACACGCAGCAGCUCAACUACUCCAGCCACGGCAACAUCCCCAACAUCAUCCUGACAGUGACAGGAGAAUCCCCCCCCAGCUUAUCAAAAGAACUGACCAGCUCCUUGGCAGGAGUGGGGGACGUCAGCUUCGACACGGAUUCCCAGUUCCCUCUGGAUGAACUCAAAAUUGACCCUUUGACCUUGGAUGGACUGCACAUGCUCAACGACCCCGACAUGGUCCUCACCGACCCCGCCACAGAGGACACGUUCCGGAUGGACCGGCUGUGAUCCGCCGGGAUCUCCCGCGGGAUCCAUCCCGGAGGGUCCAUCCCAGAGGGUCCAUCCCGUCCCGGAGGAUCCGUCCCGUCCCGGAGGAUCCGUCCCGGAGGGAGCAGCUGCUCCGUGUCCCCCUGUACAAUGAGUAACCACAGCUUGUUGUUCUGAGCUUGCCGCGCUGCCGAGCCCCCGUCCCCGUGGCGCCCAGCGAUGUCACCCCCGAGCCGCUCGUUGCCGUCCAGCAGUAAGGAGUUGUCCGGUUUUUCCCGGUUUUCCAUCGGCCUUUUCCUCUGCAGAGCCCCCCUUUCCCCCAGCAAAGCUCGGCGGGGCCCUGCCCGUGUCCCUGCACUAGAGAAGGGCUGCGGGAUGAGGAGGGAAGGGCAGGAGAUGCCGGCAAACACCGAAAUCCGGCGCCGGAGGGGCCCAGCCCCCUCCUCUCUCCCGGAUUGGGAAGUGAAUCCCUGCAUUGCCACCUUUCCCUGGAAUUGUGACUCUGCUUUGUGACACUGUCAUCCCUCCAGGUGCCGUGCUUGUCCCCAGGUGUGUCCCCAACCUCUUGUCCCUCCCUUCUGCCCCAGCCAUCCCGGCAAAGCGGAGCCGCCGCCGGCCACCAAUCCCAAAAAUCCACUUUAAACACUAUUUUUUUCCAAGCUUUUUAUGUUUUGGGUUUUUUUUGUUUUGCUUUGUUUUGUUUGUUUUUUUAAAAUAUAUAUGUAAUAUAUAUCUAUUUCUAUAUAUGGCUACAUAUAUAGAGAGCAUUUCUGAGCACACAUGAAAGUUCUAUAAUUCAUUACUUGAUUAGACAGAGGAUCAGAACAUCUUAAAGCAGCUAAAAAAAAAGUAGAGACUAACCUGCAUAAUCCUAAUUUUUACUUUGUGAGAGAUUCCUGGGCAACAGGAAGGGCAUUUCCAUAGCAAUGCCAGGCUAGUAGAAUCAUGAUUUUUUAAAUUUUUAUUCUUAUUCAUUACUUAUUCUGUUACUUAUUUAUGAUUUCAUUUUUGGUUAUUGUCGUUGUAAUUUCUUUUUUUUUUUUUUUAUUUAAAUAUUUGGAUAUUAGGAAAGUAGCUCAACUACAUACAGCCAAUGGAAGCACUCUACAUAAUAUUUGUACAGUACAUUUUUUUUGUGGUUUUACUCCAGAAAUAUAUUAUAUAUAUUAUAUAUGUAGGUAUUUUUAAACUAACUGGAAUUUUAAACAGAUGUUAAGCAGGAAUAAGGAAGCCUAAGGCAAGUUUAGAUAUUUUCCUUUGGAAUAGGCAAAAUAGGGUGGUUGGAACUUAAAAAUUCCUUCAUUCACCCGGGGGAAAAAAAAAUCUCUUGCUCCAGAAUGAGCAGGAUCAAAUCCUCCAAAAUUCUGUUUAAUUAAAUGGAGAAUUGAUUAUUUCUGCUGGUCCUUGUGCAUGAUCUGUGCUGCAAAUUAAAAAAAUUCCCAUCCAGAUUGCCCAGGCUGGGAAUUGGGGGUUUCACUCCGGCGGGAUCGAUGGCGAUUCCCAGAUUUCUGGGAAUGGAUGGAUUUAAAGGGCACUGCUGGAACAUCCUCAUUCCCCUGGGAUCUGCACGGGGACAGCAUCUCCCAGCACAGGAAAGGCAGGAAUUAAUCAGGAAUUAACAGCAUUUGGAAUCUUAUUAACUAAUUAACAGUGCAACCCCUGAGGGCGAGCAGCCACAUGGAUCCCAUUCCCUAAAAUCCCAUCGGUUCCCAGUUCCCAGCAGGAAUUCAGCCCUUCCCAGCCUCCUGCACCAGCUGGAUUUGGAAACCCAGCACUCCCAAUCCCAAAACUUCUCCUGUGCCGGGAGUUCCCCCACAAUUAAUGAGGCCCCCCCCUGCAAUUAACGCCUUCUCACUGCUCUCCUAAUGAGUUAUACCAAGUUUCUGUGUGCUUCCAGAAAUCCCGGGCUGCCGUGCUGAGGUUCCUGCAGGGUCGGGAUCUCCCCGAUCCCGGGGCGUCCCCUCACCUUUCCGUGCCAUUUGUUGACCAUUUGCACUAAAAAUGUGGAAUUUCUUUUUUUUUUUCUUGGUGUUUCCCUGUGUCUUUUUAAUUUUUAUUUCAUUUUUUUAUUUUAAUUUGAUCCUUCUCCACGCCCUUCAGAGGUUUCCCCGCAUCUCUUGGGAAUGUUUUGGGAUUUAUUUUUUUUGGCAGGGUAGGACACGUUCCUUCCUGGUGGCUGCUUGUUUCAGAUCCCUCACGCUAUUUCAGUUUAAGGAGGAGAUAAAAGCUCAAACUGGAGGAAACCUGGCAAAAAAACCAGGAGGAAUUUGGGCCCAGGUGACUCGGAGCCCUUUGCUGAAGGUCCAGGGUGAGCCUGAAACUCUUCUCGUGUGGGAAUUCCGUGUUUGUCUCCCUCUGGAAUGGCUCCCGUGGAUGUGGCAGUGCCUGUCGGUCACUCCGGGGCUGGCAUUCCUCACGGGAGCCUCCUGCCCGCGUUUUUAACUCCGUGUGUAAAUAAGAGCUCUUUGUUUCUUGGACUUGUAAGUAGACCUUGAAAAUGGCCUUAAUUUCAAGCUGACACCCCCUGGAUGCGGCUGUCGCAGUUUGGGACCCUCCAGCCCAGAGAGGUUUCAUCCCUGGGCAGCGGGAAUUGUCCCGCUGGGAAUUCUGUGUGGGACAGGAGGGGCUGCUUCUCAUCCCCCUGGAGAUCCAGGGAUUCCAGCAGCUCCCGCCUUUCCCUUCCCCCAGGGGAACCUUCCAGGUCCCCCCUCUCUCUCCUCCAAAUCCCAUUUCUGUGGCAUCAGGCCGGUCUGGAAGCGAAGCCAGAGAAAAGCGUGGAGCGGAUCCCGAGCGCUCCCAGAACAAAUAAUCUGCUUUUAUUUCAAACAGAACAACCCUGUGCUCAUUUCAGUGCAGAGAGGGAAAACCAUCACUUGGCAAAAAAACCCAAAAAAGCAGGAGGAAAGUGUUAAUUGGUGUUGUUGAUGAGUUUGGUUUGGGUGAAGCUGUGCGGUGUCUCCAGGGGUGACUGUCCCGCCCUCCCUCCGUGUGUUCCUCUCUCCAGAAGGGCCCGAGCCGCGGUUCCGGCUGUUGCGUUUGGGGCAGAGCAGGAACGAACCCUCGGCGCAUCCCCGGCUGCGACUGCUUCCUGCAGCAGCCGUGGGGAGCAGGACAGGGGUGUUCUUCACCGGGGUGUGGGUCCUGCUGUGGGACCGGGACCACGUUACACACGGUGACACACGUGUACACAGUGACACACGUACACACGGU
This is a messenger RNA of Pseudopodoces humilis (Tibetan ground-tit), 5120 nucleotides long. RefSeq names its product CREB regulated transcription coactivator 1 (gene CRTC1). NCBI's taxonomy places the organism in Eukaryota, Metazoa, Chordata, Aves, Passeriformes, Paridae. Gene Ontology annotation, cellular component: nucleus; cytoplasm. Gene Ontology annotation, biological process: positive regulation of transcription by RNA polymerase II; protein homotetramerization. Gene Ontology annotation, molecular function: cAMP response element binding protein binding. The record is from RefSeq and is a predicted model, not a curated record.